AUGAAUAUAAUCUUCUUUAUGGCAUGGCUUGCCAUCGCCACUCAAGUAAUAUCAGCAGUAUACCGACCGCCGCUUCCCGAUAACUGGUCUCCAGAUGAGCACUGGCAACUGGGAGAACUGAACUGUGCCCAAGGAUUCCGAGAGUUUUCCUCAAGAACCCAAAAGGAAACAUACUAUGUUGGAGUGUAUGCUCCUGCUGGAGUGGAAACUGCCUAUCAAGAGUUCAAUCAGACAUUUGAAACUUAUUUGAACGAAGUUGUCGGCAAACGUUUCGAGCCUAACAUUCAAUUUAAGAUGAAGGCAUCCGAGAACCCUCUUCUGGAUUGGAUCGACAACGACGAAGAAAUUGAUUUCAUGUAUACUGAUCCAGGGGUCUUCUCGUGCAUGGGAAUCGAGAUUGGGGCUCAAGCACUUGCCACGACGAUCGCUAGAAUGUCAUCAAGAGGCUUGGAGUACAAUACAGAUGUGUUUGCUGGGUCAAUGAUUGCGUUGAAUAGCAACAAAAAAAUCAACACUGUCCUUGACCUGAAGGGGAAGGUCAUUGGGGCACAAGACUUUUCUGAUUUUGGCGGAGCACAGGCCCAGUUCUAUGUGAUGAAGCAACAUGGCGUCGAUUUCAUUGUGGACCCAAAAGAAGUCAUUUUUACAGGCAAUCACCAAGAUACAAUUCAAGGGGUUUUGGAUGGAAAAUGGGACGUUGGGUUCGUCCGCACAGGUGUUAUUGAGAGAACUAUUGAUCCAGCAACAGGAAAGAUCAUUGAUCCGCACAAGAUCAAGAUCAUUCAACCACAGAUCCACGUCAACGACGAUGGAUCAAUGUUCCCAUUCCUGCACUCCACCCCAGCUUUUCCAGAAUGGCCACUGUCUGCCAAGAGUUCAGUGGAUAGGAUUGUGGCAGAAGAAGUCGCUCUUGCGAUGAUCAACUUUUGGUAUCACGACCUCGUUGGAGAAGAGAUUCAUCAUUGCCAGGAAGAAGCCGAAACUGCGGAAGCAUUGCAAUUGUGCAAUACUAUGCCUCCCGUAUACUUUGAUUCUGCUGCUCGCUGCGAUACAACAAGAGAAUUAGCUGAACUCACUUAUCAAGCAGGAAGAGCUGGCCAUCACAGGGGAUUCCGGCCACCACGAUCUCACGCUUCUGUGCGCACUAUGCAACAAGAUGAGGGAUUCCUUCUUCAAAAUGAAUACGGUGAAUGGCAUUGUGAACGUGCCGACUCGCUUUAUGACGGAAUCCAUUGCCCUGUGGGAUUCUACAAGGUACCAAAGAAGACAUUCGAUCGACAGUGCGAACUAAGCGGAAGUCCAUGCCCAGAGGGAUACAAUUGCUACUGUAAACCAUGUGUUCAGGCUUCGGAUGUCGCCGUCUUUCCGUGGCACGAUGAUGGGUCGGGGGAUAACGAAUUUGACGUUACUCGUGACCUUGGCUGCUUUAAAAUGGAUAUCUGCGGUACUUUUGAACAAAGACGAGAAAUCAUGUAUCAUGUGUAUGACAACAGACACAGAGAGAACAGUAUAGUUGAGGCAAUUUUGCAUCUUGGUGACGAAGAGAGAUUAUUGCCAGUUCACCAGAUCGAACCAUACCUCUACGAGUUCAGCUUUAGCCACAAUACACGAGGUACUGCCAUAUUGGAGCUCUCCUUCGAUGGAGUCCAGAUCCCCGAGUCGCCAGUUCAGGUCGAGAUCAUCGCGAGAGAUUGUGAGAAAGAGUAUCCAGGUCAAGGACGAAUUCCGAAUGAAAUUGGAGUAUGCAAGUGCCAUGCUGAUGCACUUGCGGUCAAUGAUAGAUGCAUUGGCGGUGAUAUUGACGAAGUCAGCGUAUCACCCUUGAGUGACGAGUUCAAUCACACUGAAAUAGCAUUCGACUGGAUUCAGCAUGGGGGGUGCGAAAAAAUGUCUCUUUGUGGCGUAGUGGAACAAACAAAAGAAAUGAUCAUCCGAGCCGUAGAUAAUCGACACCGACCAAACGCAACAGUUGCGGCGAUCAUGCAUGUCGGGCAUGAAGCACGAUCACUUCCAGUCCGCACUAUAGCCCCAUAUCUGUAUGAGUUUUCUUUCUCUGACAUGAGACGAGGUGUUGCGAUCUUGGAGCUGUAUGUUGACGGUUUUCAAAUCCCCGAAUCGCCUCUGCGAAUCCAAGUAAUUGAAAAAGACUGCGACGAGGAGUUCCCCAAUCGAGGAAUGGCACCCGAUGAUGUUGGUGUAUGUAUAUGCGCCGAGGGUACAAUUCACAUUGCAGGUCAGUGCAUGGCAUCCGGUACAUUUGCGGCGAUUGUAGCUUCGGUAGCCCUCCUCGUGGUAUUUCAACUUGGGGGUUGCUACUUGAGUUAUAAAAGAAGAAAGAACGACGAGAUCUGGCAAGUGAACCAUGAAGAGUUAGACUUCGACCACCCUGUGCAAAUUGUCGGACAAGGAGCAUUUGGAGUAGUGAUCUUGGCUGACUAUCGUGGAACAAGAGUCGCCAUCAAACGAGUCCUUCCACUUGAAGUAAAGGCAAAAAUAGGAAAUUCCAAUAGCGCCGCCGCACGAAGCGAUUCCAAGGCGAGUGCGGAUAUUGAAUCUGGGGCCAACUCUGGUGCUACUCCAAAGAAGAAUUCAGGAAUCAAUGAUAACAAGAUUGAAGGUGAUUCAUCCUUUGAUAGUUUCGACAACGAUAACGACACUGGUGCACCGAAAACAACACUUGCGAGAUGGAUUCCAUCACUUGGGAGUAAUAGAACGUCGACCAACUUGACCAUUCUGAAUAUGUCCACUACUGGAGGUUCGACAACGAGAGCACUGGUUGCAAGGGUUCUCCCCUGGUGUGAUAAGAACCACCGUAGACAUGAAGAGUUUGUGAAGGAGAUGAGACUGCUUUCUCGGCUACGUCAUCCAUGUAUCACGACGGUUAUGGGUGCAGUGAUGAGCGGACGAGACCCAAUGAUGGUAAUGGAGUAUAUGGAAAAUGGUUCACUCUAUGAUUUGUUGCGAAACGACACUGCGUACACGGGUGGGGAAAUCAUCAUGCAGAUCGUCAAAGAUAUUGCUCAAGGAUUGAGAUUCUUGCACGCCUCGAAGCCACCAACUCUGCACCGGGAUCUCAAAGCAAAGAACAUUCUCAUUGAUUCUCGCUUUCGGGCCAAAGUAGCUGACUUUGGACUAGCGAUCAAGAGAUCUAACGGGCUGUCGGGAACACCGUUUUGGAUGGCUCCAGAGUACUUGAGUGGGAAUAAAAAGUACAGCAGUGCUUGUGAUGUCUACUCUUUCGGAAUGAUCAUCUAUGAGAUCUACAGUCGCAAGAUCCCAUACGAAGGAGCCAACCCUAGAAAAGUCUUGAGGAAAGUUUGCAAUCCAAGGAUUAACUACCGUCCACGUAUCCCGGUGACCUGCCCAAAGAGAAUGGCGGACAUUAUGAAGAAGUGCUGGAGCCCCAAUCCAUCGUUUCGCCCCGAAUCCAAGGACUUGGAUAUGAUGUUUAAUGACAUGAACUCAAACGACGCGGAGCCACUGAUUGACGAAGGGAAUACACGAUUGCGAACAGAGGUUGCCGCUGGAGAUAUGUUGUACAAGGUCUUCCCCAAGAAGGUCGCCGAUCAGCUCAAGGCUGGCCAAAAGGUCGAACCAGAAACUCACAGCAACGUGACAGUGUUUUUCAGUGACAUUGUUCGUUUCACAGACAUCUCACGAGCCAUGUCAGCAGUAAAAGUGUGCAACAUGUUGGAUCGUCUCUAUAUGGCAUUUGACAGCUUGGCCGACAAACACGAAGUCUUUAAAGUGGAAACCAUUGGCGAUGCAUGGGUAGGAGUCACAAACUUGGACGGAAACCAGAAUAGUACACAUGUGAAGCGAAUUGCUGAGUUUGCAAUCGAUGCAGUUGUUGCGGCCUCUCAAGUGCAGAUUGAUGAAGAUGAUCCAUCUGCCGGAUGUGUCCACAUUCGAGUUGGCUUCCACUCUGGAUCCGUUGUGAGUAAUGUGAUCGGAUCGUUGAAUCCAAGGUAUGGACUCUUCGGAGACACAAUGAAUACCGCCUCUCGAAUGGAGAGCUUGUCAGUGAGUGGCCAGAUUCAUUGUUCGGAGGUAUCUGCACGACUUUUGAAGGAGCAGGCACCAGACCUUCCCAUCCGCAAGCGUGGUAAGGUUGCAGUCAAGGGGAAAGGCAACAUGAUCACAUUUUGGAUAGGCGAACCCGCCAUGAGUCGGGAAAACGGACUGGAUGGAAGCAAUCAUAGUAAUAGGUCGCUGAAGUCCAUUGCGAAAGGAGGCUUUGAUGAUAAGCCUACCGUUCAAUUCGUCUCGCCGUCAGCCGAAAAAACGGUGCAAAAACGAAUCCGAGUCUCGAGAACAGGUAAAAAGAAAGGGGCGGCGGUGAAGGUUGAUAUGGACGGUUCACUCAGGUCGGCAUUGAAAGAUUCUUCGGAUUCCGUCCCAAUCAACUGGAUGAAUCAUCACGGGAAGAACAAGAAGAAGGGACUCCUCGCCAUGAAAUUUUCGACGAGCAACUCGUUGUCUCAAUAA
Cylindrotheca closterium is the source of this 4488-nucleotide messenger RNA. The record is from the annotation of a GenBank genome assembly. NCBI's taxonomy places the organism in Eukaryota, Bacillariophyta, Bacillariophyceae, Bacillariales, Bacillariaceae.